AAAACCCUGACUACAAACCAACACAACAAAGUCUCCCCGAGUCACAAAUUUCAGACCAGAGAGCAAACAAACUGGAAAAAUGGCAUUAGGGUUAAGAGCAAUAAGCGGCGAGCCAGUAAUCGACACAGAAAACGGCGAAGAAUUGAAACGUGUCCUACCUGGUGUCGACAUAGCCCUCGCUAAUCUUCCUCGCGAAUCCCCUGGAACUCUUUACAUCACUACCAAGCAAGUGAUAUGGGUUAGUGAUGUGGAUAAAUCUAAAGGAUACGCUGUUGAUUUCUUGUCUAUUUCUCUUCAUGCUGUUUCUAGAGAUCCUGAGGCUUACUCUGCUCCUUGUCUCUAUACUCAGAUUGAAACGGAGGCUGAUGAGGAUCUCAAUUCCGACGACUCAGAUUCAGAAUCCAAUCAUGUUCUUGAUUUAUCAAAUGUCAGAGAGAUGAGGCUAAUUCCAUCUGAUCCAACUCAGUUGGAUUCUCUGUUUCAAGUAUUCUGUGAGUGUGCAGAGCUUAAUCCAGAUCCAAACAAUGAGGAGCCAGAAGAAGAACAUAAUUGGAUUUUCAGUGCCGAUCAGAUGGAAGAUGAAGAAGCAGAGGAUGAAGGUUAUUUAUCUCAUAACCCUACCAAUACUCUUGGUCAUUCAAAUGGACAUCAUGACCUUGCUCGUAACAUCCUUGAGCUUGAAAUCAAUGAUGAACGAUUCGAGGAUGCAGAAGAGGCUGAGCAUGAUGGAGAUAAUACCCAUCAUCAUUGAGUGCAUGCAUUUAUCUCAGAAUAGCAUACUCUAGGGUUGUCUAAAAUUCAUAUCAGCUCUCUGUUCUGUAACUUUCGGAUUUGUACAUGUAAACUAUUUGAACAUCGACUAGAUUCAUGGUAGUUAAGUUUAGCCUUUCUCUUUUUCUUUUUUAAUAUAAGUAGAAGAAAGCAGCUGAAUCUUUCGAUUUUCUAGUUAUUUUUAUUGUAAAGAGAGAAUGGUAUGGGAUGACCCAUCUGUAUGAUACCACCAAGGAUUUAUCUUUUUUAUUUUUAAGUUGCAAGAUGAAAUUGAAAUGUUUAAGAAAA
Molecule: messenger RNA, 1059 nt
Organism: Medicago truncatula (barrel medic)
Lineage: Eukaryota; Viridiplantae; Streptophyta; Magnoliopsida; Fabales; Fabaceae
Product: chloride conductance regulatory protein ICln
Exons: 7
Coding region: 80-751 (223 amino acids)
Biological process (GO): mRNA cis splicing, via spliceosome; cell volume homeostasis; chloride transport
Cellular component (GO): plasma membrane; cytosol; pICln-Sm protein complex
Source: RefSeq, a predicted model, not a curated record